AUGGCGGAAACCACAGAAGCAAGUAAGAGCUUGCCAGAGCGUGUCAAGGACAAGGUCGAAAAUGUAGUCUCCGAGAAAAAGCCAAAGAAAGAAAAGGCGGAAAAGCAACCCAAACCGCCAAAGGCGGCGAAAGCACCAGCGCCAAAGCCUCCGAAGCCAGCAAACUCUGGCCCAGCAGUUCCUCUUGAUCCCGAUUCGAUGUUCAAAGAGGGCUGGUUAGCAGCUGUCCGGAAGGAAAGACCGGCAGACGAGGCGGUGGUCACUCGAUUCCCACCAGAGCCAAAUGGCUACCUUCAUGUCGGUCAUAGCAAAGCCAUUGCCAUCAACUUUGGAUUUGCACGAUACUACGGCGGCAAAUGCAAUUUGCGAUUUGACGACACCAAUCCCGAGGCUGAAGAAGAAGUCUACUUCACUGCAAUUGAGGAUAUUGUUAGAUGGCUAGGCUUCAAGCCUGCGCGAAUCACCUACUCCAGCGACUUCUUCGACCAGCUUUACGAGCUUGCCGAAAAGCUUAUUACCCUAGACGGCGCCUACGUCUGUCACUGCACAGAUGAUGAGCUGAAGGAUCAACGCGGUGGGACUGAUCCGAAGAACAAGCAUGAGCGAUAUGCCUGUCCUCACAGAGGACGACCAGUUGAAGAUUCUCUAGCCGAGUUUCGGGCCAUGAAAGAUGGGAAAUACAAGCCGAAAGAAGCCUUCUUGCGCAUGAAGCAGGACAUUAGUGAUGGCAACCCACAGAUGUGGGAUCUCGUUGCGUACCGUGUUCUGGAGAAGCCGCAUCACCGCACCGGUGACAAAUGGAGAAUCUAUCCUACCUACGACUUCACCCACUGUCUGUGCGAUAGCUUCGAGGGCAUUACUCAUUCAUUGUGUACGACCGAGUUCAUUCUAUCCAGGGUGUCUUACGAAUGGCUGAAUAACAAGCUCGAUGUGCCACACAAGCCCAUGCAAAGAGAGUAUGGCCGUCUCAACGUCACCGGAACUGUCUUGUCAAAACGAAAGAUCAAGAAAUUGGUAGAUGAAGGGGUUGUGGGCGGGUGGGAUGAUCCGAGACUAUACACCCUUGUGGCUCUUAGAAGAAGAGGUAUCCCACCCGGGGCAAUCCUUUCGUUUGUCAAUGAAUUGGGCGUUACAACAGCCAAGACCAAUAUUCAAAUCUCUCGAUUCGAGCAGUCAGUCCGAAAAUAUCUGGAAAGCACGGUCCCCCGUCUGAUGGUAGUCCUGGAUCCGGUACCGGUCAUCAUUGACGAUCUACCAGAUGAUCAUUAUGAGGAAAUCGAAAAUGCCUUCGGUCCCAAAGAUGUCGACAUGGGUACUCAUCGAUUGCCUCUUACGAAGAAGGUGUAUAUCGAGCGGGACGAUUUCCGAGAAGUCGACAGCAAAGAUUUCUUCCGAAUGGCCCCCGGAAAACCAGUGGGGCUCCUGAAGGUUCCAUAUCCGGUCAUUGCCACGAGCUUCAAGAAGGACGAAACCACUGGCCUAGUUACCGAGAUCCACGCCAAGUUCGACAAACCAGCCGAGGGGGAAAAGAUCAAAAAGCCUAAAGCCUAUAUCCAUUGGGUUGCGGAUGCGCCAGAGAAUGGAUCACCCAUCAAGUGUGAAGUUCGCGUCUUCCACCCACUGUUCAAAUCCGACAAUCCGGAUGCCGUAGAGCCGAGCUUCAUGGCAGACUUGCGGGAAGACAGUCUCAAAGUUUAUCCGAACGCACUGGCCGAGGUUGGGUUGAAAGAGAUUCGUGCGAGGGCGCCAUGGCCCGAAGAGGCCGGAGAGAAAAAGGACGACUGUGGGUUCGAGUCGGUCAGAUUCCAGGCGAUGAGAACGGGGUACUUCUGUUUGGAUAAGGAUACCGAAGAGGCAGCGGGAAAGGUAGUCCUCAAUCGGAUCGUGACAUUGAAGGAGGAUGCCGGGAAGAGCGCUUGA
Messenger RNA from Capronia epimyces CBS 606.96, 1920 nucleotides. RefSeq names its product glutaminyl-tRNA synthetase. Gene Ontology annotation, molecular function: glutamine-tRNA ligase activity; ATP binding. Bases 1 to 1920 code for a protein of 639 amino acids. Lineage: Eukaryota; Fungi; Ascomycota; Eurotiomycetes; Chaetothyriales; Herpotrichiellaceae. Gene Ontology annotation, cellular component: cytoplasm; cytosol. The record is from RefSeq and is a predicted model, not a curated record. Gene Ontology annotation, biological process: glutaminyl-tRNA aminoacylation; translation. The transcript has a single exon.